GUUUGCGCAGCGGGUAUAUCAUGCGUCCAGCGUGCUUGACCGUCGUUACGCUUUUGUUUUGCAACAACGUAACCGCGAUAAAAUUGGGGUACGUGCCCUUUUUCGGCAACGAUAAUGAAAAUGUGGAAUUUUUUGACGCGAUUGAGGUUCUUAUUAAAAGCAGUGAUUCCUUGAAUCCAAUUUGCAAGAACCACACUCUUUUGUACUUGAAGGAUCUAAAGAGUUUUAGAAUAUGGGCUUCGGAUAUGUUUGAUGCUUCUACAAAAUUUUCAAGUGGUAGGCUUUACGGCGAAACUUACGAUUUUGGCAACUAUGAUGAGUGUAUUGAAGUCGUGGUUCCUAAUGAGUACGGAGAGUUUACUGGAAGACCAUGUUUAGCCAAAUUUACCGUGGAACCACCGAAAAAAUAUAAGAAGAAGAAACAUUUAUCCGACUACAGAAAGUUUUACAAUCAGUCCAUGCUGGAUCAAAUCUUCAGCCACCUUGGUGACCCAUCUAGAGUACCCAGAAAUGAAUUUUAUUACACAUACUGUAUACCAUCUUCCUGUACGAAUGAGGACUUACAAAAUAUUUUGGAUGAUUUCCUAGAUUUAAAUACAGUUAAUCAAUUUAAGAUUAAAGCUGAAGUUAACAAAAUAACUUGCCAGCUUAGUAUCAAACACGAUUUUAUUGGAGGCGAUUUUGCAUUUUUGGCAUUUGUUGUUGGGUUAUUGGGAUUAAUAUUAAUUGCUUCAUUUUAUGAUUUUAUAAAUAAACUAAGAAGCAAAGAUGAUUCUACAUACACAUACAGAUAUCAAAAACUCCUCUUAUGUUUCUCAUUUCCGAGAAAUCUACGAAAACUGGUUACAAUUAAAAAUGACGACAAAGAUGGGCUUAGCUGUAUCGGUGGAUUAAAAGCAAUUACUAUGGCAUUAAUAAUUCUUGGACAUGGACUUAUGUUUAUUAUCAGCUCUCCCAUGCAAAAUCCCAUAUUUGUGGAAAAUAUGUAUUCAAGAAUGACGACAGUAGUUUUGUUAAAUGGCCCAGUGGUUGUUGAUACAUUUUUUCUUAUUUCUGGAUUUUUAACUUCAUAUUUAAUGCUUCUUAAACUGCAUAAAAGAAACAGAGGAAUCAACAUAUUUUUGCUCUACAUUCAUAGAAUAUUAAGGUUAACACCUUCUUAUGCUUUUAUAAUAGCAUUCUAUUGCACAGUGUUUUCAAAACUUGGUUCAGGAUUAUUCUGGCAUAAAAAAAUCGUUGUCGAACAGGAAAGAUGUCAAGCCAGCUGGUGGGCUAACCUUUUAUACAUAAACAACUACAUUAAAAAAGAUGAAAUCUGCAUGUUUCAAUCAUGGUAUUUAUCCUGUGAAAUACAUCUGUUUAUGGUAUCAGUUCUAUUGGUACUAUUUUUAUGGAAAAAACCCAGAAAAGCUAUUAUUACCAUUAGCACAACUCUAAUCGUAUCAAUUACAGCAGUAUUUUUAACAGUCUACAUUUAUGACGAAGAAGCUAUUUUACUAUUAUACGUACAUUUCCUUAAGGAUCCAGUUUUAAACAGCACUUACAAAAGUGUUUAUAUACCGAGUCAUCUUCGGUUGACGCCGUAUCUAAUCGGUAUAUUGGUAGGGUAUCUUCGUUAUAAGAUUAAAAAACACAACUAUAAAAUGUCACGACUCGUGUGCACUACCGGAUGGUUUAUUUGCAUGGUUGUCAUGUUAACCACAAUGUACUCUGGAUACGUAUUUUAUAAUCAGGAAAUACCAAAAAGUAUUAUUUUUAAUGCUGUUUACUCGUCGAUGUACCAUUUGACUUGGGGUGCAUCUAUAUCUUGGAUAAUUAUUGCAGUUUCAUGUGGAUAUGGAGGUAAUUCAUUUUUGUAAUACGAGUUGUGUUCAGAAAAUAUCGGGAAUUUUCG
Brassicogethes aeneus is the source of this 1894-nucleotide messenger RNA. The record is from the annotation of a GenBank genome assembly. Lineage: Eukaryota; Metazoa; Arthropoda; Insecta; Coleoptera; Nitidulidae.